AUGGACAAAUGGGUGGCGGAAUACCUCCUAGCCAAGAUGCAAGCCUCAGAUCCGGAACUGGUUGUCAAGGUCCUCUGGCAAAUUUGGAAAAAUAGAAACAACUUCAUCUUCUGGAAGACCCACGGCCAACCUCAAGCACUAAUCGACAUAGCCCUAGCACAGAAUGGCGCCUCUCAGAGAUGGAUAUCGAGGAACUCCUCAAGAUUCAAGGACAACGAACACUCACCCGUAACCUGGAAAGCACCGCAAACGCCAGAUCUGAAAUUGAAUGUCGACAGCUCAUGGACAGCCCCCGAUUCAGCCAGCUCAGUUGUUGGUCUUCUUCGCGACUCCAACGGAAGCGUGAUCGAUGGGUUUGCCAAAGAGGUUCACGUGGCCUCCCCUUUGCAGGCAGAAACCCUAGCCCUGUUUCAUGGGUUGAAGAUGCUGGAAGAGUCGAAGAUGAUGCACGUGGGGCAAACUCAAGAACUGAACCGAAGACUUACUUGCGAAAGUGAUAGUCGAAAGCUAGUUGACUUCAUCUUGGGCCACGAGGAAGCGUCUUGGGCCGUCCAACUUCAGGUACAGGAGUGCAAAAACAUCCUGGCCUAG
Molecule: messenger RNA, 591 nt
Organism: Eucalyptus grandis
Lineage: Eukaryota; Viridiplantae; Streptophyta; Magnoliopsida; Myrtales; Myrtaceae
Exons: 1
Coding region: 1-591 (196 amino acids)
Molecular function (GO): nucleic acid binding; RNA-DNA hybrid ribonuclease activity
Source: RefSeq, a predicted model, not a curated record